ACAGAAGUUGGCUUAUUGAAAAUCAGAGUCAUCCGAACGUAAGCCUUUGCGCUUUCAAAAUGGCUACACAAACGAUUCGAUUUUUAACAGUCUCCCAAAUUCAACGACUUCAUGCAAGAUUUGUCAUUCCCAAUGCCGUUCCAGCCCAGCCAAGCCUGCUAGAGUCUGUAGUCUAUUUGCCAAUGAACAUGAAACAUUAUGCAAAAGAGGAUGAUGUUUUUCAGCUUGCUGCGAACCUUGCUGAGAAAAUAAUGAAAAACCAUGCCUUUCAGGAUGGGAACAAACGCACCGCCUUACUGGCCGCUGAUAUGUUCUUGAAGAUCAACGGCUACUACCUUUAAAAAGUGCCAUUCGCGGACGAUCCACACAAUGAGGGGCUAGCAAAUGCUUAUGUCGCCAUUAUUACCAACCAAUGGACUGCUGAACAGUUAGGAAACUAUUAUAAGUCUGUAGCAGCACCUCUUGUUCCGGCGACUGCAGAAGUCAUGGAAUAUAGAAGUUCAGCUACCAAGUACUAGUCUCAUACUCUCCAUCGGCAUCUUUGAGGCUUUGGAUGGCUUCUGUGUGGUGUUCUGAUUGCAGGAUCCUGUUCAGAUGAGGUUUAUAGUCACAAAGUAUUUGAUUUUGCAUAUUGAUUGUGUAUCUUAUAUAUUUUUAGUUAUCUUUACUUUAAAUAGAAGGGAAGGAGGCC
Messenger RNA from Penicilliopsis zonata CBS 506.65, 691 nucleotides. RefSeq lists its product as hypothetical. The transcript has a single exon. The record is from RefSeq and is a predicted model, not a curated record. Bases 60 to 341 code for a protein of 93 amino acids. Gene Ontology annotation, molecular function: kinase activity. Lineage: Eukaryota; Fungi; Ascomycota; Eurotiomycetes; Eurotiales; Aspergillaceae.